GCUGCCUACCAAUGGGCGGUCACUGUGUGUGUUUAGGGUGAGGUCGGGACGAACCACGUCCGGCGCGGGGGGCGUGUUCGGCCUGUACCACUUCUUCCGUGUGGCAGCUAUGUGAGAGCAGACACCACACCCGCACCGGCCAUGGAGCUCUUUCAAGCCAAGGACCACUACAUCCUGCAGAGCGGGGACCGGGCCCUGUGGUGCAGCCGCCAUGACGGGACCUUGUGCAGCCGCCCCGCUACAGACCUGCUCUUGGCCUGGAACCCCAUCUGCCUGGGACUGGUGGAAGGAAUAAUCGGGAAGGUGCAGCUGCAUGCAGAUCUCCCCUGGUGGCUUUUACUCAUUCGUCAGAAAUCAUUGAUUGGAAUCCUCCCGGAAAACCAUGAAAUCUACAAAAUCACAAAAAUUGCUGUUAUUCCGCUGUCUGCAGAGGAACCCCAGGACCUGGAGCUGGAGGUCCUUAUAAACUUGGUGGACCAGACAGGCCGGGAGAAGAUUAUUGGUGACGCUUACAUGAAGCAGGUCCUGAUGUUUAACUGCCCCAACCUGACCUACGUGACCUUCGACUUCCAUGAGCACUGUCGGGGUAUGAAGUUUGAGAAUGUGCAGACGCUGACGGACGCCAUCAAUGACAUCAUCAUGGACAUGAAGUGGUGCUGGGUGGAUCAGGCGGGUGUUAUCUGCAAGCAGGAGGGGAUCUUCAGAGUAAACUGCAUGGACUGUCUGGACAGGACCAAUGUAGUCCAAGCCGCCAUUGCCCGAGUGGUCAUGGAGCAGCAGCUAAAGAAGCUUGGAGUAAUGCCGCCAGAGCAGCCGCUGCCGAUGAAAUGCUACAGACUGUACCAGAUGAUGUGGGCGAACAAUGGGGACGCCAUCAGCAGACAGUAUGCUGGGACAGCAGCAUUAAAGGGGGACUUCACGCGUACUGGAGAAAGAAAGCUAGCUGGGGUGAUGAAAGAUGGCGUCAACUCUGCGAAUCGGUACUAUAUCAACCGCUUCAAGGAUGCCUAUCGGCAGGCGGUGAUUGACCUGAUGCAGGGCGUCCCAGUGACUGAAGAUCUUUAUUCCAUUUUCACUAAAGAGAAGGAACACGAAGCUUUACACCGGCAGAGCCAAAGGAACCAUCAGGAGCUGAUCAGUCAGCUCCUCCAGAACUACAUGCUGAUGCUGCUGCCAGAUGACGAGAAGUUCCAUGGAGGAUGGGCCCUGAUAGAUUGUGACCCCAGUCUCAUUGAUGCAACUCACAAAGACGUGGAUGUCCUGCUGCUGCUCUCUAACUGCGCCUAUUAUGUGGCCUACUACGAUGAUGAGGUGGAUAAAGUGAAUCAGUACCAGCGAUUGAGUCUGGAAGAUUUAGAGAAGAUUGAGAUUGGUCCUGAACCAACAUUUUUUGGGAAGCCCAAGUUCUCAUGUAUGCGUCUGCACUACAAGUACAAGGGAAAUGGUGGCUACUUUCAUACCCUGCGGGCUGUGACUCGGAGCCCUGAAGAGGAUGGAAAAGAUACCCUAUUGUGCAUAGCAGAAAUGCUACGGAUCACAAAGCAAGCACUUGGGUCAGAUGUUUCCAUCAUUGAGAAGAAGCUGGAGAGGAAAAGCAGUAAACCUCAUGAGGAGAUAAUGGGGAUACGUUCCAAAGGAGGGAAGCUGGGGAUCAAUAGUGUUGGCCUCGCUCAGAGCAAGAACUUCCUGAUGAGUAAAUUUUCCUCUCUCAACCAGAAGGUCAAACAAACAAACAUUGGAAGUUUACGGAAGUUAGGAACCUUUAACAAGGCAGAAGUGAAAGGAUUCUUGAAACCCAACCUGCAGGUCAGUCUAUGGAAGUCUGAUAGCAGCCUUGAAAAUCCUGGCAACGAUGUCAAAGGUCACAUGGAAUCAGACCUGGACCUUUCUUCAGAUAGCGAUUCAUUUCAUUCUGACGACUACAUUCCCAAAUCUGAUGACGAAGGACAAGUCACAGGCUCUCUGGAGAACAUUGGUCAAGUAGAUUAUGUUCUCCCCAGCUGUGGAAUCAUUGCCUCGGUCCCCCGUCUGGGGAGCCGCUCUCAAUCAAUCAGCAGUGCCGAGAUUAAUCUUCACAUUCCUACUGAGAUUCAGAUCACCCAGUGUCAGGCUUCAGCAGAGGAUAAUGUCCUCAUAGAUUUUGGGACCCCCAUCGAGGCAUACUGUCAUCAGUUUGUUCAGGAUGCACAGACCAAAGACUGCCUUAAAGACAGAGAUGAGAAAGAGGAGCAGAAGAUGGAGCAUGUCACACCAUGUAGUAAUUCCGGGGAGAUCUCAUCCACCACAAAGGAAUUGGAAGCUGAUUUACAGAAGCGUCCGUCUCAGCUCGAUGUGUCUGUCGGUGACUCUGAUCCUCGUAUGUUAUCUGUAGACCCAGCUCCGCUCUCUGGACGGUCCAGUCCUGGCUCAGGCUCUGCAGCUUCUCCAGCUGAUAGUAGUAGUCGAGCGGUAUCUCCAUUCGCCAAGAUCCGUAGUUCAGUAGUCCAGGUAGCAAAUAUAACUCAUGCUGGACUGGCUCAAGGGAUUAACUUUGCUGUGGCAAAAGUACAAAAGUCUCCAGAUCCCGAGACCACUGUGGUCACCCAAAAAAAUGAUUUUAAAGAAAUGUUCACCCAGUGUCAAACACGCAUCAUCCAGAUCUGAGUGACCGGACAUGACUGCGCCAGCGUCCUUCCUCCCACAGCACUGCGCUCAGUCACAAGAAUGUUUACAGUUUUAAUUUAUUUUAUAUCUCUAUUUUUCCAGGCAGAAUUUUUGACAUUUGUGGAGUCUCUUUACUUAAGACAGACUUUGCUUUCAGAUCAGGAAAGUAGUUGUGUUUUUUUUUAUUUUUUUUUUAACUACUAUUUAUUUUGCCUCUUACACUGUACAUAUAGAUGCUGCCACCUGACACUGACACUUUUUUUUUGCACAGUCUUCCCCUCUUUUUGCCUUAAAGUAUUACAGUCCUUUUAUAAGAGCGCCAUUAAGUGGAUCCCAUGUAAUGAAGUUUCUGAAAGAGACUUUACACUGGAACGUCCUCUGCAAUACAAAGACAACUCCUGUUAGCUCUGUGGCCUGGUCGUGUCUGUGGUAGCGCAGGCCCAGUGUGGUGUAGAUGUGUGUACAUGGUAAUGUCCUCGGUGCCUCCGUCAUGACUUGUAUUUAUUAAUGUGUUUCUGUCACCUUGUCCGUUCCUUAUUUGUAGUGUUUUAAAAGCAGAAUAUUAAGAUGUCUAAAGAAAAGGGACCUAUUUUAAUAAAAAAAAAAUACAUACAAGGCAAAUAA
Molecule: messenger RNA, 3267 nt
Organism: Hyla sarda
Lineage: Eukaryota; Metazoa; Chordata; Amphibia; Anura; Hylidae
Gene: INPP5F
Product: inositol polyphosphate-5-phosphatase F
Biological process (GO): regulation of endocytic recycling; phosphatidylinositol dephosphorylation
Cellular component (GO): early endosome; clathrin-coated endocytic vesicle
Molecular function (GO): phosphatidylinositol-4-phosphate phosphatase activity
Source: RefSeq, a predicted model, not a curated record